AUGGUCUCCGCCGGUGUAGCCCUAGGCGUCAGUCUAUUGUUGUCAAGCAGUUUGCUGGCUUCUUCGCAAUCUCUCUCGGACUGCCAUAACCAUGGGAGCACAUUGUUUUGCGUUGGACAGGAUGGGACGGAGGUCCCCGUCUCUACAUCAAUGACCUCUAUGACUCCACAAACAAGCCAGUCCAACAUAACCACCACCACCGGGCCUCCUCAAACAACGGCAAUUACUAGUUGCCAUACGCAUGGACCACAGACAUUUUGUGUUCAGGGUAAUGGGGAUGAGGUUGAGGUCUCAGCUCUCGGAACGCCUACUACGCCAGUACCUGCACAAUUUACAAAUUGCCAUAUGCAUGGAACUGAUAGAUUCUGCGUAGGUGAAAGCGGCCAUGAGGUUAAAGUACUUAUGCCUUCUCAAACAUCGGGCGCGGGCCAGCAUGGACAUGGUCAGGGCAAGAUGCCAUCGUGCCAUUUCCAUGGCGGUGUAGAGCAUUGCAGCGGUGACGCCGAUAACUCAGCCCCAGUAUCUUGUGAACGAAGAGAUCGGAACUAUAAUGUACCUCUUCGAAUUGGAUCUCUAUUCGCUAUCCUAGCUACCAGCGGCAUAGCCGUCUUUGGCCCGAUUCUAUGGGCUCGAUUUUUCAAUUCGAGUUUGAAUGGAGUGGUUUUCACGAUCAUUAAGCAGUUUGGCACUGGCAUCAUGGUGGCCACUGCGUUUGUUCAUUUGCUUACCCAUGCACAACUCUUAUUCCAAAAUCGAUGCUUGAGGGGCUUGAACUACGAAGCAACCACAGCUGCAAUCGUGAUGGCUGGUAUCUUCUUGUCGUUUCUGGUCGAGUACAUUGGAAACCGAAUAAUUCUUGCCAGGAUACCAGACUCCAAGCCGCAUGUCCAUGGUGAUGCAGAGUUGGAGCCAAAUAGCGAAGUUCAAUCGAAGAUACCGCAAGCAAAAUCCCCCAAUGGUAGCGACAACGAACCAUCCUCGACCACGUUGACGAACCUUGGCCACCAGCAUACCCUUGUUCAACCAGAUGACAAACUAAGCGUGAUGGUAAUGGAGGCCGGAAUCAUCUUCCACUCUAUCAUAAUCGGCCUCACCCUUGUCCUCGCCGGUGAUUCCGGGUACAUCAGCCUCUUCAUCGUUAUUAUCUUCCACCAAAUGUUCGAGGGCCUGGCCUUGGGUGCACGAAUCGCCAACCUGAAAACAACCGUGACCGCAUCCAAGCUUACCAUGGCGCUGAUGUUUUCGCUCAUCACACCGGUGGGCAUGGCCAUUGGCUUAGGCGUGCUGCAUAGAUUCAACGGCAACGACCGGUCCACCAUCAUCGCCAUUGGAACACUGGAUGCGUUGUCGGCCGGUAUUUUGGCGUGGGUGGCUCUGAUUGAUAUGUGGAGUCACGACUGGUUGUAUGGUGAUUUGCGAAAUUCAGGGUUCGUUAAGUCGGCUGUUGGGUUCCUUGGGUUGAUUGCAGGUAUGGUUUUGAUGGGAUUGCUGGGUAAAUGGGCGUGA
Molecule: messenger RNA, 1506 nt
Organism: Paracoccidioides brasiliensis Pb18
Exons: 7
Coding region: 1-1506 (501 amino acids)
Biological process (GO): zinc ion transmembrane transport
Cellular component (GO): plasma membrane
Molecular function (GO): zinc ion transmembrane transporter activity
Source: RefSeq, a predicted model, not a curated record